Molecule: messenger RNA, 1123 nt
Organism: Benincasa hispida (wax gourd)
Lineage: Eukaryota; Viridiplantae; Streptophyta; Magnoliopsida; Cucurbitales; Cucurbitaceae
Molecular function (GO): protein binding
Source: RefSeq, a predicted model, not a curated record
CUCAACGAAAAAGUAAGAACCGAUCGGAAACGGAGCAUUUUACCCAAAACCCAAAAUCUUUCUCUCUCUCUGUGUUUUGACGAAUCAUAGAGAUGAAGAUUUUCACCUUCCUCCGCCGUCUCCGCCAUCUCCGAUGAUUCGUCGUCAACCGCCGUUAUGAUUCUACCGAAUAUGCUUCCGCCAACUUAUUCGGCUAUGAACUCGAAGUUAUGUAUUCAUCGAUCAUCGCCGGGAUUUGAUCUGGUUCCGAUUUCUCGGUUUCAGAUUAUCAGAGUCGCGUCUAUGUCCGUCUCGUGCGGCUCACUAACAUGUAGAGCCUCUAUGUGUACGCCUUUUAAUUCUGGAAAAUCGUUCUCGUUGCCGAUUAUGGUGGAGAGGAAAGGAGGAGAGAUUGAGGUUAAGGUUUCAUCAGAGAAGUCGAAAUUCGAGAAGUGUGUGAUGAAAAAAGAGAUGAUGAUGGAGGAGAAAGAGGCGUGUGGAGAUUUUGAGGUGGAAUCCGUGCCGGAGGUUCCGGUCGGCGGUGGAGUUGGAAGCGGAGGUGGCGGUGGUGAAAAUUGGUUCGGUGAUAGCAAUGGAGAUUCAGGUCGGGGAAGUGGAAGUAUGGAUGAGUAUUAUCAGAAGAUGAUCGAAGCUUAUCCUGGCGAUGCUCUAAUCUUAAGCAAUUACGCGAGGUUUCUGAAAGAGGUGAAAAAGGAUGCAGUGAAAGCUGAAGAAUAUUGUGAGAGAGCGAUCUUGGCGAAGCCAAAUGAUGGAAAUGUUUUAUCUCUCUAUGGAGAUUUGAUAUGGCAAACUCAUAGAGAUGAAGAUCGUGCUCGUACUUACUUUCAUCAAGCUGUUAAUUCAUCCCCUAAUGACUGUUAUGUUCUGGCUUCAUAUGCUAAGUUUCUGUAGGAUGCUGGAGAUGAAGAUGAGUCUGAAGAAGAAGAAGUAGAGAUUACUUAAAACAAAAGCAAACCCUUCUCAACCAGAUUCCAAUAUGAAAGCAAGAAUGUCAAAGUAUGAACUCCAUGAAUUAGAUCUAAAGAUGACCCUUUAUUAGCUGAACCCUAAUUGGACAUUUUGUAAUAAUGUCUCCUUUUUGUAACAUGUUUCUAAAAUUCCAAUGUUAUUAAUAGUUUACUAA